Plasmodium cynomolgi strain B is the source of this 1158-nucleotide messenger RNA. Its product is annotated as VIR-like CYIR protein. Lineage: Eukaryota; Apicomplexa; Aconoidasida; Haemosporida; Plasmodiidae. The record is from RefSeq and is a predicted model, not a curated record. The transcript is spliced from 2 exons. The coding region runs from base 1 to 1158 and encodes 385 amino acids.
AUGAAUAAAUAUUGUAAUAUUAUUAAAGUAAUACUGGAAAAUUGGGAUAAGAUAUUGACAUCUUUUGAAUCACAAUUUAAUAAAGACCAAUGCUGCGAACACUUGAACUACUGGUUGCACACUAAAAUACAAGACAAUAAGUACCGUUCUGAAGAUAUAAAGUUGCUUUACUUUGCAUGGAACUGGAUUAAUGAUUCAAUUACUGCGAAAAAUUAUUGUCGACAUAAAAAAUUUAAUGUUAGUGCAGAAGAUUUUAAGAAAAAGCUGAAGUUAUAUAUAUUUUUAGAAUAUAUUGAUAUCAUAAAUAGUGAAUUGACUAGAGUUCAAAAUUCUGAAAAAACUAUGUAUUGCAAUUACAUAAAGAGUAGUUUUGAUUUAUACUAUAGUAUGAAAUUUGAAGAUAGCAGUACAUGUUCUCAAAAAUUUAGUGAUGAAUUAGUUGCUUUUGAAAAGAAAAUUGAUAAUUCUAAGUUGUGUGAAUUGAAGAAUAAGUGGCCUCAUAGGUGUUUAGAUUUAGUAUUCAAUAAAAACAAUAAAGCAUUAUGUUCAUCAAAAAAAGAACAAUCUAAUGUGCAUAAUCAAGAAAGAUCGAAUGGAUUUGAGACAACAAACAAAUUUAAUCAAAGUGUUUUAGACAAGUUUUCUGCAUUUAAAACAUAUGAAGAAUUUAACAGUAACAAAGACUGUUAUAAAUACUGCCAACACUGUAAAAUUAUAUAUGAUUUUGAAGAAAGUUGCCCAGGAAUUAGUGAUUUUUGUAGAAUGUUAGUAAGAAAUUUGCACGAAAUAAAAUAUAGUAAUGAUAUUAAAGAUCGUUGUGGAUAUUUAUACUAUUGGAUAUAUGAGAAUGCAUGGAAAUUGUUUGGUCCAGAUUGGAAUAAAACGCAUGGAAAAGAACCUAUUUUUACACUUUUAAACAUAGGAUAUAAAAUUAUCAAUGAAUUAAAAAUUAAUGAAUCUUUCUAUAACUAUGAUACUAAAAUUAGUUUCGAAGAAUGGAGAAAAAAAACAGAUUUGCAUGAUUAUUUUGAAAAUUAUGAUAACAUAAAAAAUAUUACUGAAUCUACUAAUAGGGAAGAAAAUAAUAAAUAUUGUGAAUAUUUUACUUACAUUAAAAAAAUAUAUAAGAUGUAUAUAAGGAAAUGUUGUAAAUAUUAG